CGCGCGCGCGACCUGUGACGCAACGGCUCUCUAGAGGUCACGUGAAAACACACUGGCGAGCGCAAACAUGUCGCUGGUGUAUAUCGCGGGCGUUCGUCGCGUCUGUUGAACUCAAUCUUUAUCAUUGUCGUCAAAUUAGAAAGAAACGGUUAGAGAGAUGCAGCGACGGAUUUUGAGCUCGCUCGCGGUGCUGCUGUGCGCGGGGACGCGCUUGGUUCAGGGUAAAGAUUAUUGUUUUGGUGUGAAUAAUGAGCAGUACAGAUGUGAGAUGGGUUACUGUUGUGGAGAAACUGAAUGCUGCACUUAUUAUUACGAGCUCUGGUGGUUCUGGUUGGUGUGGACUCUCAUCAUCAUGUUGAGCUGUUGUUGUGCGUACAGACAUCGACGUGUGAAGAUGCGUUUACAGCAGGAGCAGAGACAGAGAGAGAUCAGCCUCAUGGCAUAUCAGGGCGCCUCCAGCUCUUUCGUUUCUCCACCUCCUCUUAAUCUUCGGUUCUGGACCGAUUGCAAGCUGCCCGACUACGAAGAGGUCGUCGGUCAUCCCCCAACGCCCCCUCCACCUUAUUCGGAGGGGCCCCCAAUUGUCCAGCCCCCUAGCAGCCAAUCGGAGGCCGCCGUGGUCCUAGAACCCUCCGAGUCGGCGGAGUCUGAGAGACCGGAGUGCGACGAGUCUGAUCAGGACGAGCCGAACACCCGGCGCAGGCACGUGACGGGCGAUUCUGGUAUCGAGGUGUGCGUAUGCCAGCUGGACACGGACGAGGGUUCGGGGCCGGAGGAGGAGGGCCGGCUGUGCCGGGGGACGGCCGGCGGGUGCUGCUCCGAACCUCAGGCCGACGGCGACAAGGGCGUGACGCCUGAACCCACCAUCGCCGCCGAGCGACUCGUCUGAUGAUGACGAGGAAUUUUGAGCUCGCAUCUCAUGACAGAGUAAUGUCUUUGAUUUGAUAGCGAUCAUGAUAACAGCUUUAAGUCUGUUUAUUUCUGUCUUUCUCCUUGGCUUGACUCUUGACACACACACACACAGAAGGUUCUGGACAGCAGACGGUUGUUUGUUUUGCACACAGCUGCACCAUGACAUCAAUCCCAGAGUGACUGCCACACGUCCCAGAACAACAAAACACAAACACACUUCAGCAGCAUGAUGCAAAGAUCCUCUCAACAGUGUCAGGUAAUCGUGUACAUGUAAUCUACUGACAUGUUAUUCGUCUGGUGAUGUACGAUCAGCACUGAUAGAGCAGAUAAACAUCUUUAUUUUUCUGUUGUCCCUGUGCUGCUGUCUACAGGAUUUUCAGUAGCCGUGACAUGAGCUUGUGUGUGUAAGCAGGAUGUGAUGUUUGUUAGAGACAUCAAGGUGUCAUUAAUCUUCUUCUAGUGUGAAUGAAAUGGUUAAAACUUGCGGCUGACGGCAGAUCCCUCAACAAGGACACGUUUGUGUGUUUUCCAGACAGGAUAUUCACUACUGGCUCAUCAGAGUAUCUGAUGACUAUGACCUGGUUUCACAGACAAGACUUAAAUUCAGAUGUUUAAGUAUCUUUUAUAAACAUGCCUUAGUGGUUUGUCUUGAGUCAAAUCAGUGGCGCUGGCUUAUUUUCAGAUCUGUCGGUGAAAGUUAUUUUCAGUUGAGACACCUCAAACGUGGGUUUUAGUCUUGGACUAGCCUAAAGCCUUGUCUUUGAAACCGGGGCUUAAAGUACAAAUAUACUUUAUAGUUCAUGCAGAGACCGUCUGGAGGUGUAGACGCUGUAUCGGUUCAUAGUUGAACGAGUUUAUUUCAUUUUUAAUCUUUAAAUGAGGGACUGACUUCAGAUAGCAGACCAAUGUGGAUUAAGGGCUAGAAUCAAUAUAUACAUUGAGAAACAUUUAAUGCUGUUUGUGUCUCAGUGAUGUGAUUUUUAUUCGUUUGAGGGUUUUGUCUUCAUGCUGUGAUCUCACAAAGCCUCAUUUGUUUCUGUUGCACUGAUUGCACCCAGCGCAUGCGCAGACAUCGUGUUGAGCUUUGACGCUUUUCUCCUCGUGUUUCUCUUCAAUCCACAUCAUCUUCGAAGUUUACAAAUUCUGUGCCUUUCUCUGUGAUAACCAGACUUUACUAGACUUAGCAACUAGGCUAUGCAAAAAAAGAAAUAACCAGCAGCACGCGUUGUGUGCUGUGGUCUGUACGAGCAAUACAGUUUUCACCAUCUCGAUUCCUUUUCGUCUCAUUCAAGAGCUAAAACGUUUAACUACGCUUGUGCACGUGCAUCAUGACGGUUUGUCUCUUUUUGUAAGCGUGUCGUUUGUCCAGGUGUUUUUAAUGGGAUUGUAACUCGUUUAAAUCUGAAUAACCGUGAUUUUUAUACUCAUUGCACAUAACGUUGGGUUUCAGUAAUGGCACUAUGAUGUCUGUCAGGUUACGCUGGUGCUCUGAAAUCUGAAGCCUUUGACAUUGAGCAACACAGAGAGAAGUGCUCGCCUAAAACCUGUAACUUGUGUUUGAUUAAACAUUUGACAGUAGAUUUAUGUCAUUGAUAGCGAUGAUGUGCUUGAUUUCUUAUGGGGUGAUUUUUGUUUUUGCCAAAAUAAGACCUGUGUCGCUUGAAUGAAGGGAGACGAUGUUUCAUUUCUGUCGUCAGGAGGUUCUGACUCCCUGUCGAUGUGUUUCUACUGUCUGCUGUGGUUAUGAUAUAGUCAUUUGUAUUUUAUUUUUAUAAUAAAAAUAAACUUGCUUUUGCACUCCA
Messenger RNA from Misgurnus anguillicaudatus (oriental weatherfish), 2714 nucleotides. It is a transcript of the gene wbp1, whose product is annotated as WW domain binding protein 1. Lineage: Eukaryota; Metazoa; Chordata; Actinopteri; Cypriniformes; Cobitidae. The record is from RefSeq and is a predicted model, not a curated record.